This is a messenger RNA of Gossypium raimondii (Peruvian cotton), 1184 nucleotides long. Its product is annotated as transcription factor MAMYB. Gene Ontology annotation, molecular function: Hsp70 protein binding; ribosome binding. The record is from RefSeq and is a predicted model, not a curated record. The transcript has a single exon. Lineage: Eukaryota; Viridiplantae; Streptophyta; Magnoliopsida; Malvales; Malvaceae. Gene Ontology annotation, cellular component: cytosol. The coding region runs from base 55 to 981 and encodes 308 amino acids. Gene Ontology annotation, biological process: 'de novo' cotranslational protein folding; regulation of translational fidelity.
CCUUUCUAUUCCAUUUAACAAUCGUCAUCCCUUCAUUUUCCCUGUGAAAAAAUCAUGGAGUUUUUGGACGAAGACGCUAGACCCAGAUUCCUCUUCCAAUCAAAGCCUCAAUCUUCUUCUUCCUCCGAGCGACCCUCCCCACAAAAACCUUCAAAACCAUUCCUUUUCAUUUCCCUUUCAAUCUCUUCCAUUAUCCUUUCCCUUUCCCUCUUCUCCAUUGAAUCCGAACCCUUCAAAUCUCUCCUCUUUUGGCUCUCUUUCUCCCUUUUCCUCGGCCCAUUCGCCCCCCCUUCCCUCACCGGCGGUGACAUCCGCGUCGGCGUUGGCCCCAUCAUCACUGAUCCCAUCAAACAAGACCCACAACCCGAGACUGAAUCUAAGAAAAAAUCAUCUCAAAAACGUUCAAAGCCUGAUAAAAUCGAUGAACCAAUUGGAAAUCAUGGGGAUUUAGCUGGAAACGGAAAUGGGUUUUCAGAUUCAAAGGUGAAAAGCAAAGAGUCGAAGAAAAAAGAAGAUCUGGGGAGCAAUUUCGAUGGAGAAGGUAAGGAAUGGAGUGAAACUGAAAUUGAGAUUUUGAAGAAACAAAUGGUGAAAAACCCAGUGGGGAAACCGGGUAGAUGGGAAGCUAUAGCUUCAGCAUUUAAAGGGAAAUACAAAACAGAUAGUGUGAUUAAAAAAGCAAAGGAAUUAGGUGAGAAAAAAAUAGAUGACAGUGAUUCAUAUGCUCAGUUUUUGAAGAAUAGGAAACCAGUUGAUACGAGGAUCAAUGAUGAAAAUGAAGCAGUGAUACAGGCUAAUUGGAAUUCAGGGGAAGAUAUUGCUUUACUCAAUGCUUUGAAAACUUUUCCUAAAGAUGUAACAAUGAGAUGGGAAAAGAUUUCUGCUGCUGUACCUGGGAAAUCAAAAGCUGCUUGUAUGAAAAGAGUUGCUGAACUGAAAAAGGAUUUUAGGAGCUCUAAAGCUAGUAAUGGUGGGAAUUAAAAUGGGGUUUUGGAGCUCUUUUUUUGAAGAAUUUUUGGAGGUAAAUUGAAUAUUUCUGCUAAUUAUAUUCAUGUUAUUGAGAGAAUUUAUAUUUCACUUGCAUGUAUUUUAUAUGGGAUUUUAAUUUCAUUGGUGAAUGUGUUAUUAGGCUUUAAGCUUUUCACUAUUAUAUGAAAAUUAAUUUAUGGCAUUAGCUUUUGGUA